This is a messenger RNA of Striga hermonthica, 1323 nucleotides long. The record is from the annotation of a GenBank genome assembly. NCBI's taxonomy places the organism in Eukaryota, Viridiplantae, Streptophyta, Magnoliopsida, Lamiales, Orobanchaceae.
AUGUCUCGUUGGUGCAUUUCUCACCGUGAAAAGGCAAAGCAAGUAGUUGAGACAUGGCAGGCACUAUUUAAAUCCGUACCUAAGGAGAGACGAGUUUCUUUUUUAUAUCUGGCCAAUGAUAUACUGCAAAAUAGCAGGCGUAAAGGCAGCGAAUUUGUGAAUGAAUUCUGGAAGGUUCUUCCGAAGGUGCUGAAGGGCGUUUGUGAUGGUAGGGAGGAGAAUUGCAAAAAAGUAGCGUCCAGGCUGGUUGAUAUCUGGACAGAAAGAAAAGUUUUUGGUUCAAGGGGUGAAAAACUGAAAAAUGAGUUUCAAAGCAAGAAAUCUUCUCCAGGCAAGAAACCUUCUCCGGCCAAGAAUCCCUUUCCGGUCAAUGUUGAAAAGAACUUGAAUCCCAUCAAGAUUCUUAAGAGAGAUGCUAACUCAUUGAGGAUUAAAUUGGCUGUUGGAGGUUUGCCGGAGAAAAUCCUAACUGCUUUCCAGCUGGUACUUGAUGAAACUGUCAAUGAAGAAGACACCUUAAAAAAUUGCCAAGAUGCUGCUUUAUACCUGCGGGAUAUAGAGAAUGAUGUUAACGUUUCUACUCCAGGUGACCUGCUAGGCUCUGAUACCGUGAGUGAUAUACAGAAGCAGGAGGCCUUGCUUCAGCAUGGCAUCAGCCGACUUGAAAAAAUCGUAGCUAACAGAGUGGUUUUAAUAUCCCAGCUUAGAGAAGCUCUUCAGGACCAAGAAGCAAAACUGAAGCUUAUUCAGAAUGAGCUACUUACGGCCCGUGGUCAGAUCGAGCAAGCCCGAAAAUCCGCCAACCUGACAUCAGCCUCCUCAAAACCGCAGAACGAAAAUCCGAAAGAAUCACUAGUUUCCCUGAACCCAAGCCCAAGCCCAAGCCCGCCGGCCCAGCCCAUGACCACAUUCGCAAAUCCCACCAUCAGCCAAGAGGAGAGCAACCGGGCCCAAGCUGCUGCUGUUGCCGCCAAGCUGGCAGCCUCGACCUCGUCGGCCCAGAUGCUCUCAUCCAUACUGUCCUCCCUCGUUGCUGAAGAACUAAUGAAUGGGCCCCUCAAAAGGCCCAAGUUGGAAAAGCCCGCGACUCAGAUAACCCUUGACGAGCCCAAACAGCCCGACCCAUCCCAUUUUCAGGGGGUCUCGGGCCUGUCUCCACUCGUCCAGCCGUUUCUUCCUCCCCCGCCCGGUUUUCCGGCUGUUCAGUUGGCUCAGCCGAGUUAUAGCUUCGGUGCGGGCCCGUUUGGGAUGCAGGGCACUCAGCAGUUGCCACCUGGCGCGAACGGCGGGUAUUACGGGCCACCGCCUGUGAAUCGCCGGUGA